Messenger RNA from Peromyscus maniculatus bairdii (prairie deer mouse), 2162 nucleotides. The record is from RefSeq and is a predicted model, not a curated record. NCBI's taxonomy places the organism in Eukaryota, Metazoa, Chordata, Mammalia, Rodentia, Cricetidae.
AAAAUUUCCAAAGUGCACCUUUCUUUGGAACAGAAUGUCCACUUCAGGUCUCUGUGCCUGGGCUGAGGAAUGCCAUGCCCUUAGCAGGAAGUGUGUGCAACUUCUCCAGGGUCUCCACCCCAGCUGUGAGUGCAGCAUGGCUCCUGCCAUCAGACUCCAGUGCUUGUUGCCAGCAGCUCAUGGACAGUGCCUACCCUUACCUACUAGCUGGCACAACCAUGGUGACUGCAUUGACUGACCAGGGCCAGAUCUCUGCCUCAGCCCUCUCCUAUCCAGGUGUUCUCCAGUGGGAUCCCACAGGAAACACUGACCAGAGGGGAGCUGCACUCCGGGACUUCACUGUAACUAUCACUGACCAGAAUACCACAUUCUCCUCCUUCUCUAGGACAGCCCAGUGUGAUAAUAUUUUAGAUCAAAAUGCCUUAGUCCUUUCCUAUCCAACACUGUCUGCCAACCUUCUUCAGGCCACACCACCACAGGCACCAAAUCAAGGAUACAGCCCGGCACCUUCCUACCUGGAGGGCAGCCAGGUCUAUUACUAUGACCUCAAUAGCCUGGGCCCUCAGAUGGCUGGAGAACUCAGGCAGUGCCUGCAGGCCUGUGGCUCUGUGUCCUACUCUGAGUGUCAGGCUUCUGCCUUGCAACCAGAGAUAGUGAGGAUGCCAAAGGAGAUUCAGUCAACAGAUAUCCAAACACCCUUCUCCACCUCUGCCAUGUACUAUGCCACACCUGCUCAAGACAUGCCAGACACCAGUCUUCAAGUGGUGAAAAUGGAGACAACCCUGGGAUUGACAGCUGCAGGCCAGACACUCUGUCUGCUGCAGAGUCCAGACCUCUGCAAUGCCUGCACAAAGGAUGUCCAGAAGUCACCACCUGUCCAUGGGGACUGGUCAUUAACUGCCCCCAUAGACAGUCCUUCAGAAUUCCUGCCCUUGCCUCCUGCUCCAAUCUUGGAACAAACAGAGAAUAACGACUUGGAUUUGAUGACAGAUGAUCUAUCAACUCCUCUGGAUGCCUAUGAGGGCAUAAAAGAAAACCAAGACCCAUCACUUCUCCCUUUAGCACAUGCCAACAUGCAGCAGGCCCUGAACUACACUGAUUCAGGGAGCCUAAAACAGAAGCUUUCUCCUGACAAUGCCACCUUGGGAAGCAGCAGCCUUGGUCAGGAUGAGCCUGGGGUGCUGCAGAGUGUGAUAGACUCCAGCAUGGACUUUGCAGACAUGACUACACUGGUGGCAGAUAUUCAACUUCCCAGACUCUCCAACUCAAUCACUGAUAUGAACCCAUUCCAAGAUCCCACAGCAAGCCAAUGCAAAGAAAUCAGCAGUGAUCAGGUCCAGGAAAGCUCCAGCACCAUCAGUGAACUCAUGGACCAAGUGAGAAAGAAUGGCCAGAAAGCCUCUGAGGUGCUAGAUGGGUCUCCUCAGGCCAGAAUCCAGCUCCAGGACCUGGAGGAAGAAGAGGCUGUGGGCAGUGCUGGGUCCAGUGAAGGGGCUAUUGACAACAUGCCUAAGAACUUGGAGGACAAAGCCCAGAAAGCCACACCCAGCAUGCCCAGCAGAGCAAGGGCUCAGAGCAAGACCAAGAGAUCCAGAGAAAACAACUGCAAGAAAACAGAGGAGCUCAAGCAGUCAAGGAACAGAGUCAAGGCAGACGAAAACACCACCAUGCCAAAGAACCAGAGGAAGAGGAAUCCACCUGAGCUCAGCCACAACAGCUUUAAAAAGCCUCGAACUCACCUUGGCAUGCACAUGCUAGAAUCCAUGCAAUUCUUUCACCCACUGGGGAAGAAGAAUAAGAAGAAUACUGGCAUCUUUUCCACCCGGGCUCGGCUCAACUUCAGCAGCAACAAAGAUCCCAGUACAGGCCCAGCCACCAAAUCACUUCUGGAUGUGCCAUGUGAUGGCCAAGACCAUGGUAAAACCCCGAGCAAUGCUCAGAGACCAGAGAGCAAUGCUCACAGGGAGUGUCGUCCAUCUCCAUCCCAGUAUGAGCUGCCCCCACCUGGCAAGGUCAAGUUAGUACCUCUGCCUUUUCCAGCCCUGGACAAGCCUCAAGCCAGACUGGUUUCUAAGAAGCUUCUCUCGCUGGCUUCACAUGGGGCCCUUGCAGUGUACCCUGUGAGACCUCAUUCUGACUCAGCUCAGUCUACCACACCCAAG